AUGACAUAUAAGUCCCGCAAGCCCCGUCGACGUUCACAAGCGUUCCCAGAAGGCGAAGACGAACGGACAGUGGAAGUCGUCGACGUUAACGAACCUCAAGACUUUGCCAAGAGUCCUGAAUCAGACGAGCUCACGGACGAACGAAAGAAAGAGCUCGAGGUUUGGGACGCGUUCAAGGAAGAAAAUCAUGAAGUACUCGAACAACUGCCCCUGUCCAUCCAUCGCCAGCUCAAACUCAUCCGCGAGUUAGAUGCCCAAAAUGAAGCGUUCUAUGUAGACUUGCUGUCGUCAGUGAGAAGAUACGUGGAACUUAGGAAGCAUCUUGUGCGACAGCUUGUAGAGGCCGUCAUUGACAGUGCAGUGCCCAGUAGUGUGGGCCAAAGUGUGGACUCGGAUUCUUCUGCUCGCAAUUUAACCAACGGCGACGCCGGUCGUACCCUCGAUGGCCCUGGUACCACCGUACAAGUCGGCACGUCGUUUCAGCCUGUUCAUGGUGAAUCGACACAGAGUGUUCUGCAACACAUUGCGCAGGUAUCCGAAGAGUCGUUGCGCGCAGCAGAGGAGAAGGUGAGCAUUGCCCAAACGGCGCACGAAACCGUCGACCGGCACAUCAGACUUCUGGAUCAAGCUAUCAAAGAACAAGAAGCUGCCAUAUCUCUUGGCAUGCGCCCUGGUACGCACCUUGCACCCAUCCUACUUCCAGAUAUCGUAGCGGUACCGCGAUGGGCGCGUCCCUCUCACGUUGAGCAUAGUCCGCUCGCUCUUACACCCGAACCCGAACCUCCUGUCGACGGCCAUGUCGUCGUCAGCGAAGUUGGUCCGUUAGCCUCCGCUUCACUGGUGCCCAAGAAACUGAAGAAAACUGUCGUCCAUGAGCCAGAAACUCCAGAAGCACCAAUUCCACCUGCAGCUGCAGAGGCACCCAGGACCCGAAGAGGUGUUAGACUGACAAUGCCUAGUCAGCCCACCCCUCAGGGGCCACCAAUUUCCGCCGACCCAAACGAAAGGAGAUAUUGCUAUUGCCACCAGGUAUCCUUUGGAACGAUGAUUGCUUGCGACAAUAAGAGUUGUAAGCUGGAGUGGUUUCAUCUUGGAUGCACAGGCCUUUCGGAAUUACCGAGCAAGAAGUCGAAGUGGUAUUGUCGUGAGUGCAAGCCGAAGAUGGUGCAAAGGGGGAGGCAGCGAUCCUAA
Molecule: messenger RNA, 1191 nt
Organism: Pisolithus orientalis
Lineage: Eukaryota; Fungi; Basidiomycota; Agaricomycetes; Boletales; Pisolithaceae
Exons: 6
Coding region: 1-1191 (396 amino acids)
Biological process (GO): regulation of DNA-templated transcription
Cellular component (GO): nucleus
Source: RefSeq, a predicted model, not a curated record